AUGCCACCUCACAAAUCCCCACUCGAAUAUCCCACUCGCUCCUUUGUCACUUCCCGCAUAAAUGGCUAUUGUCCCCCUGUGGCGACUCAUCCGGCCGGACGAAAGAAGUUGACGGAUGUCUUGCCCUCAAUCCAAGGACAGAAAGCAGGAGUGGCAAACGGCAGGAGUCGAAAUACGUUUUGCCUGCCUAGUGAUGACGAGGAAGAUGUGGAUGAAAAUGAAAGUUCAGACGAUGAAAGGGAGGUUCGGCCUAAGCACCCCCUAGGACCCUCAAAUCGGUCUGCACCCGUCAAGACAGGUCGGGCCGCACAGCCACUUCCAAGCGAUGAUGAGGAUGAGGAUGAUAGUGAAGAUUCAGACCAAGACAACCAAGGCUUACUCAAAGGACACCCGUCUUUGUGGUCAAAUUCUCAGCGCCAGAUGCGGGCCAAUCCGACUACCAUGCGUGCAUCUCAUCCUGUGUUUGACCACCAGAAAGCUUUUAGAGCCAGACAUGGUCAGGAACAGUACAAUAGUUCAAACAGCUCUUCUUCUCUUCCUCGUCACAAUACAUCUGCUCCAGUAUCAGCCUCUACAUCAGCUGAAGACCUUGCACUGCACAACUACCUCCAUAACCAAGAGAGUGAUGACGAGGUUCUAGGACAAUCACGGCGCAGUGGCCAAGAGACCCAUUUGCAGCAAUUGCAGCAUACUCAGCGUUACCAACAGUCGCAAUUGUCUCAGUUUCAACAGCAGCAUCAGUCGCAUGCGCCUACCAACAAGGCUGCACAGCGUGGCCAAUCCAGCGUGCAGCCUCAGCGCGUCACGAUGUCCGGCAUGGAUCUCCUGAAGCAGCUCGAACAAGAGCGAGCUGAAGCCAAGCGCCAGAAACCAAAAAUGAGUUCUUCGACUGCCAAGAUUGAAGGACUCUUGGCCAAAUUACCCGAACCUGGUCUCCAUAAUAUCUCAUUUCAGCAAAUGCAUGUCCAGACCCCCCUUCCAAAACCCAAGAAGUCACGGUCUCCUCAAGCAUGGACAGGAACAUAUGAGCCUCAAAGAUCCACUAUGCCUGCUGUCCAUCGUACUGUGCCUACCUAUAUGGCCCAGUCUGUAUAUGGGUACCCUCCCCCUGUAUCUACCCCUCAGAGAUCCGGAAAUUCUGGCAAGAUGGCUCACCAAGACACAUUGCGGCCAAGCAGCAGUGCAGGCGAUCUGCAACCACUACAAAGACGCUGA
This is a messenger RNA of Phycomyces blakesleeanus NRRL 1555(-), 1215 nucleotides long. RefSeq lists its product as hypothetical. NCBI's taxonomy places the organism in Eukaryota, Fungi, Mucoromycota, Mucoromycetes, Mucorales, Phycomycetaceae. The transcript has 3 exons. The coding region runs from base 1 to 1215 and encodes 404 amino acids. The record is from RefSeq and is a predicted model, not a curated record.